This is a messenger RNA of Dissoconium aciculare CBS 342.82, 977 nucleotides long. RefSeq lists its product as uncharacterized. The coding region runs from base 224 to 772 and encodes 182 amino acids. NCBI's taxonomy places the organism in Eukaryota, Fungi, Ascomycota, Dothideomycetes, Mycosphaerellales, Dissoconiaceae. The transcript is spliced from 2 exons. The record is from RefSeq and is a predicted model, not a curated record.
GGUCGUACAUCCUCUGCUUUGUGCUAAAGAUCGAGUUCCGCCGCGACGGUGCUCCUUGCGAUUCAAUCACAACCUCCUCCUCCAGCAUAAUCUACAAAGAACCACUGGCGAACAUAGCAGUCAAAAAGGGCAUCGUUUCUGUGCCUAAACAUCCUUGGAGUGCCUUACAACAGCUGCCGGCGAUCUCUGGAAGAGAGAGCUCUAAGUGAGCAUUCGCAGAACUAUGCCGACCUACUUGCUUCAUGGUUUCCGCUGGUCCCGACCGAGCAUUCGCAUACAUAUCAUCCUUCAAAACUUGGACGAUGCUGCCUCUGAUUGGAUUGUUGCUCCCAACACUCAACGCACGCUGUGCCACAACUUCCAUAAGCUCUUUCCAGAGUCGAUGCAACAUUUACCUAACUUGCGGUUUAUUGAGCAAUACGACCCGGACGACCUGUCGUCCGACUCCGAACAGCCGUAUGCCUACGUCGCCGAUGUAGUUCAGGAAAUCAAAUUAGGCAUUGAUGUCGACGAUGUUCGUUCCAAUAGCAUCCCGGCUGCUCAAUGGUCGGCUCUGGUAGAGCUAAGAGAUCGACUCGCCGCCGACGAAAAGAUCGGCUGGUACAUUGUCGUCUGCGGCGAUGAAGAGCGCUGGGCACCUGCCAGCGACGACUCUGUGGGAAGUCUUUCGCCCGAAAACAGUGGAGCCAGUGAGAGCGAAAGCACUGACCACUCCGAUACAUCAACUGAGGUUGGAGAUCCCGUCGGCGAUUCUAUGCAGACAGUCGGCUGACGGUUUUGCAGACCAAGACAUCUCGACGUUCGGAUGCUGUCGAGCAGAAGGGACUCAAGAAAUUUUGGACGUCGAGCCGUCUAGGCGGCCGAAAGAGCCGGCCGGAGGAGACACCAAAGCCUGCAGGCGAUCAGAGUACUCAGAAUUCGCAAGCAUUGAAAGUUCCUGGAACUGGCUCUAUAGCAUACGCUUCACCAUUGCCAAG